AUGCUACGCGGGAUCCAUGUCAACGCGCAGAGAGUCCUCGUCAGGCCAUCCAAGCAACGUCUCCCAUUCCUCGAGGUCGCCUCGAUCGCCCAGAUCCACGUUUCGCGCGUCCAGCCAUCUCGACGGGAUCGACCCCUGUUCCUAUCUGGGCCUGGUACCACCUUGCCGCUCCUGUUCAUCGACUCUCUAGCCCUGGAGACUGCAAGCCGGGCCAGAUUCGCAAUCUGUCCAGCGCAAUGUGCCUAUCACAAGCCGGAGCUCAGGAAGGAGGAAGAAGAAAUUUUCGAGCACUACGUAAGAUGGAUGGAGUUCAACGACCAUCGCUUUGCGACCAACCCCGAGGAAGGGGCCGAGUUCUACGACGGGGCACAAGUCUUGUACUAUGACUUGAUGGGCCUGAUUCCACGCGGUCGCUUCGUCGAACAUUUUUACCACAUUGGACCGUACUUCGCCAAGUCUCACAUCGGCUACAAGGACAUGGAAAUCAUUGCCACUGCUCCCGAUUUCGGAUUCUGCAACAUGGAACAGCAUUACUACGGCGUCAGCACCGACGGUCAUAAGUUUGACUUUAAAUUUCGAUACACUGGCCUGCUGAAAAAGAGAGAUGGUGUCUGGAGGUGGAUCCAGGAACAUGUCUCGUUCCCGGCCAAUAUUGCCACCCAAAUGGCCGAUUUCACCUGCAGUCAAGACGCUGGCGAACAUUUGAGGAUGAAAGACGAGGAUAACAAGAAGAGAGAGGAGCUCGACAAGGCUCAGGCCUAG
Molecule: messenger RNA, 762 nt
Organism: Fonsecaea nubica
Lineage: Eukaryota; Fungi; Ascomycota; Eurotiomycetes; Chaetothyriales; Herpotrichiellaceae
Exons: 6
Coding region: 1-762 (253 amino acids)
Source: RefSeq, a predicted model, not a curated record